GAUUAACAAACAGCGGGCCUCAUGUACAGUCAGAUCAAAAAGUAAAAGAAAAAUCAUGUUGUUUUCGUUAGGUUGGCACUGGCGGGCGCACUGCACUGCCGCGUAGAGGGGCGCUGCCGGCGGUACCAACCUAUUGUUAUUGGUAAACAAUCAGCAGGCGCCGCUCGCGCGGCCCUCGCGCAGAAACGGAAGAAACAUCAAAAACAUUCGGAACACCCCAAGUUUUUUUUUUGUCGAAAAUUUAAGAACGUGAAAUUUUUUAAGAUCAACAACAGUAGUUCACCAUGUCGACCAUCAUGCGCGAGUGGCAGCUGGAGCAGGACAGGAGGCUCAUGAAGUUUAACACGUACGAGGACUACCUGGACUCGCUCGUCGCGGACCAGGACGUGUUCUACCUGCGCGGCGCCGAGCCCAGGAUCCUGGCCGAGCUGGGCUACAGGAGCACUGGCGACACCCUGACCCGCGGCCAGUUUCACAAGCGGCUGCGGGCAGUGACCACGUCGCUGUACCCGGCGCGCAACCAGUACCUCGAGGACAACACGGGCAUCGUCAUCGCGGACCCCGUGCUGCGGGAGCUGGCGCGGAGAGAGCGUGCCAACCGCGUGGGGCUGCUGGCGACCAUCAUCCACCUGCAGAUGACGACGCCGCAGGGUUACGAGGUCUCCGGCUACGUGGACUUUGCCGACCGCCUGUCCCGCGAGGACUGGGUGCCGUACUUCCAGGGCCGUCGCGUCCUGGAGCCCAACAGGUCCGACCUCGCCUUCUACCACUGGCGCAUCGACCAGGGCCGCUGCAAGUCCUCGCCCAACUUCAAGGUGCGUCGAAAAAUUUCAGUGUGAUCGCAAGGACACCAGCGUCAAUGAUUUUUUAACAGAUUUUUUAGAAGGUUUCUAU
Molecule: messenger RNA, 894 nt
Organism: Frankliniella occidentalis (western flower thrips)
Lineage: Eukaryota; Metazoa; Arthropoda; Insecta; Thysanoptera; Thripidae
Product: cilia- and flagella-associated protein 299-like
Exons: 3
Coding region: 285-839 (184 amino acids)
Source: RefSeq, a predicted model, not a curated record